AUGCGUUUCUUCUCUGCGUUGCUGGCUGCGGCCAGUCUCGUGGCGACGGUGAAGGGACACUGGCUUGGGGAAAUGCCUCAUCAGGGACUCGCACCGUUUGCCGGAGCAGCAAACUAUCCUGUUUUCCGCAACGUCAAGGACUACGGCGCAAGAGGUGAUGGCGUCACGGACGACACGGCGGCCAUCAACGCUGCCAUUAAUGCCGGAAAUCCUUGCAACAAGAACUGUGUUUCAUCAACGACAACUCCGGCACUGGUUUACUUCCCUGCUGGCACAUACCUGAUCUCAUCAUCCAUCUUUCCGGCCUACUUCACCCAACUCAUCGGCGACGCUGCGUCUCCCCCGACACUCAAAGCGACCUCGAACUUCGCGGGCUUUGGUCUCAUCGACGGCAACCCCUACUACACCCCCGUUCUCAACUGGAAGUCUCAGAAUGUCUUCUUCCGGCAAGUACGCAACUUUGUCAUCGACACGACUGCCAUCGCGCCGGGCACUGCCGCCACUGGAAUGCACUGGCCGACAUCCCAAGCGACCAGUCUCCAGAACAUCGUGUUUAACAUGCCUGCCACGGGUGACGUGGUCCACGUCGGUCUGUUCAUCGAAGAGGGAAGUGGAGGCUUCAUGACGGACCUCACCUUCAAUGGCGGUGCGACUGGUGCCAGCAUGGGCAACCAGCAAUACACCAUGCGGAACUUCAAGUUCAACAACUGCAAGACGGCCAUUAUCCAAAUUUGGGACUGGGGCUGGACUUAUGCUGGCCUGUCCAUCAACAACUGCGAGGUUGGUAUCGACAUGUCAGCAGGAGGUGCCAACAACAAGUUGGACGUAGGCUCGGUUACUCUAAUUGAUAGCAGCUUUACCAACGUGCCCGUCGCCAUCCUCACGGCUUGGAGCACGACCUCUAACCCUGCCACAGCUGGCAGUCUGGUGAUGGAGAACAUCGCGCUGGACAAUGUCCCCGUUGCAGUCAAGGGACCCAGCGGCACUAUGCUUGCUGGUGGAUCGAUGACAAUCGAGGCUUGGGGCAACGGCCACAGCUACGGUUCCUCUGGCCCGACCAAGUUCUCCGGUCCGAUCGCCCCCAACCCGCGGCCCGGAGCCCUCGUCUCCAAUGGACGGUACUACACCCGCUCGAAACCGCAAUACGAGGACACCCCGGCCUCGUCCUUCCUCUCGGUCCGCUCGGAAGGUGCCAAAGGCGACGCCUCCACCGACGACACGACGGCGCUCCAGAACGCCAUCAACAAGGCGGUCGCCGAGAACAAGAUCCUCUUCCUCGACUACGGCCUCUACCGCGUCACCAACACCAUCCGCAUCCCGCCCGGCGCCAAGAUCGUGGGCGAGUCCUUCCCCGUCAUCCUCUCGGCGGGCGCCUUCUUCAACGACGUCAACAACCCGAAGCCGGUGGUCCAGGUCGGCGAGACGUCGGGCCAGCAGGGGCAGGUCGAGCUGACCGACUUCAUCGUCUCGACCCAGGGUGUGCAAGCCGGCGCGAUUUGCAUCGAGUGGAACCUCGCCAGCGACGGCACGCCCAGCGGCAUGUGGGACGUCCACGUGCGUAUCGGCGGCUUCGCCGGCACGGAGCAGCAGGUGGCGCAGUGCCUCAAGACGCCGGGUAACCCGGCCGUCAACCCGAACUGCCUGGUUGCGUUUAUGGGCAUGCACAUCACCAAAGCGGCGAGCGGGCUGUACAUGGAGAAUGUGUGGAUCUGGACUGCCGACCACGACAUCGACGAGGCGCAGAACACACAGAUCACGAUCUAUGCCGGCCGCGGCCUCUACAUCGAAUCCGAGAACGGGCCCUUCUGGCUCUGGGGCACGGGGUCCGAGCACUUCGUGCUCUACCAGUACCAGCUGGCCAGCACGCGCAACAUCUUCAUGGGCCAGAUCCAGACGGAGACGCCGUACUUCCAGCCGACGCCCAACGCGCUGGUGCCGUUCGCACCCGUGGCGGCGCUGCGCGACCCGGACUUCACGGCGCAGUGCGCCGGCGUUGAGGGCAACUGCGCCGCGGCGUGGGGCCUGCGCGUCAUCGACUCGCGCGACGUCUUCCUGUACGGCGGCGGCCUGUACUCCUUCUUCGACAACUACAGCACUGCCUGUUCGACUUUUGAUGCGGGUCAGACCUGCCAGCAGCGCAUCAUCUCGAUUGAGGGAUCUGCGACGAAUGUUAACUUGUAUAAUGUUAACACGAUCGGCACGCGCGAGAUGAUUACGCGGAAUGGGGGCCGGGUGGCGUGGUUUGAGGAUAACGUGAACACGUUCGCGUCGAACGUGGCAGUUUACAAGAGCAACUAG
Messenger RNA from Chaetomium fimeti, 2298 nucleotides. Its product is annotated as pectate lyase superfamily protein-domain-containing protein. The record is from RefSeq and is a predicted model, not a curated record. The transcript has 7 exons. The coding region runs from base 1 to 2298 and encodes 765 amino acids. Lineage: Eukaryota; Fungi; Ascomycota; Sordariomycetes; Sordariales; Chaetomiaceae. Gene Ontology annotation, molecular function: polygalacturonase activity.